AACAGCUAGUUGGAUAAUAAAGUGCUUUUUUCUUUUAUCUCGUAAACUUUAUAAGCGGAUACAGUGAUUUAUAAUCUCGAACGACGUCACUUACUAGUAUGGUCUUCACUAGCAAGUGAUUUUUUAUCUUCCUGACUUUUUAAAAUUGUGAUAAAAAAAAUACGUAUUCUGUAUUUCUUGGAACUCUGACUGAGUAAACAGAUUUCUUUCAAGUUUCCAGUCAAAUUCCUAAUCGCAAAACUUUAUUUUUUUUCUUUACUCAACCUAAAGAAAACAUCUUAUCUUCUUAAAUACUGAGAUUCUUUUCUAUUUUGUUUCAGAUCAUGUCCGGAUUUAAAGAAGAUAUUCUUACUGGCGAGGCCGAAGAAGAAUAAGGAUAUAGCCAGAAGACUUCAAGAACAAUUUGAUGAUGUGCUUUACGACAGAUUGAGGAAGGAAUGUCCGAACUUUAUCCAGAAGAUCAGUAUUGUUGAGGGUGACAUGGGGCAGGCGGACCUCGGCAUGUCUCCUGAGGAUCGCAUCAAAGUUAUGAAUGAGGUGGAGGUUAUUUUCCAUGGCGCCGCUACAGUGAGGUUUGACGAGCCCUUGAAGACAGCUGUGGAAAUCAACGUCAGAGGAACCCGUGAUAUGUUGAAGCUUGCCCGAGGAUGCAGCAAGCUGAAGGCAUUCGUACACAUCUCAACAGCAUACAGUAACUGCGUACAGGAUCAGAUCUCUGAAAAGUUUUACGAGAGUCCUCUCCCGGGAGACAAGCUCAUAGACAUUGUGGAAACCAUGGAUGUCAAGACCAUUAACAAUAUUACGCCCGGAUUACUUGGAGAUUUCCCGAACACUUAUGCUUACACCAAGGCUGUAGCUGAGAACAUUGUUCAGGAGUACUCCAAGGGCUUACCGGUAGCUCUGUUCAGACCAGCGAUAGUUAUUGGUACUUCAAAAGAACCGGUUGCUGGUUGGAUUGAUAACGUUUAUGGACCUACUGGUGUGGUGGUAGGGGCAGCAGUCGGUCUCCUCCACGUGUUAAACUGUAACCCCAAGGUCUUAGCCGACCUGGUGCCCGGAGACAUGGUGGUGAAUGCCUGUAUAGCAGCCGCCUGGAAGACGGCACGGGAGUACCCCAGCAACCACGAGGACGCACCACCACCAGACCUGCCCCCACCAGUCUAUAACUACGUGUCCUCAGAGCAAAACCCUUUGACUUGGGAGAAAUUCAUGAAAUACAACGAGAUCUACGGGUUCCAAGUACCAACGAUCCAAGCAGUCUACUACUACCUAUUCCACAUCACAUCUUCUAAGUUCUUCUACACUCUGUUCUGCUUCCUUCUGCACUGGAUACCUGCUUACAUCAUCGAUGGUAUUGCUGUUCUUAUCGGGAAGAAACCAAUGUUAAGAAAAGCCUAUAGAAAAAUAACAAAAUUCUCCGAAGUGAUGGCGUACUUUGCAACGCGAGAAUGGAAAUUUGACAACUCAAAUACUCAGAAACUUUACAGCGAGCUCUGUGAUGCUGAUAAGCAUCUUUUUGACUUCGACAUGAGUGCUUUGGACUGGAAUGAUUACUUCUACAGCUAUAUCCGUGGAGUCCGAGUAUAUCUGUUGAAAGACCCCGUGGAAACUGUCCCGGAAGGUCUAAAAAAGUUGAACAGACUUAGAAUGUUGCAUUAUACGUUCUGCGCCAUCCUUGGACUGCUCUUCUUGAGGGCUAUAUGGGCAGUUUUAAGUACAUUCUUCUAGUUUUUAAAUAGUUUUUCAUUUUUGUGAUUAUCCAAAGUUUUGUUUGGUAAAAGUGUGUUGCUGUUGGCAACUUUAAAGAGUCGUUUCGCGAAACAUAUGUACAGCUCAUCUAAUUAAAUUACAUUUUUGCAAUCGUUAACGUCAGUGGAAAAAAGCUGGAAUGUAUGGACAUGACAGGUCAAGGUCACGGGACUUGCCGAAACGAUAUGUCAUUUCCAUACACUUUUUUUUAUUUAAUUUUUGUAUUUUUUUUGAAAUGUCAUUUGGUUAAAGGCCUGUUCUGGUCUCACGGAUUAGUCAGCGUGCUUUUAUUUAUUCAACAUCAUGACCAACGCGUAUUGUUUCUCCAAUGUAAGAGUCAGCGCUUAUCGGCAACAAAAUAGUUGCAAAACAGUCAUGCAACUGUCCUUCAACUGUCUUUUCUUCAACUUUUAUCAGGGUGGUAUGAUUAUUCACGCCAAACCCACUCGGACACGAUGCACAUCCCUAUGCAACAGAAAAAAACAGUUCCUUUUUAGUUGAGAAACAGUUGCAAAACUGUGGUGCAACUUUUUUGUUGCCAGUCAACAACGGCUCUUAAGCACUUAGCGAAGUAAGAAAACUAUUUACUUUAUAAUAACUGUAUAUAUUCGACUUAAUAGGUGAUAGUUAAAUUAGUUAAUAUAUAGUGUAAAUAAUAAAAUAUAAUAAGAUUAUCAUUAAGAAAUAUUCACAAAUACACACAAAGUUUUUUUAAGACCUCUGUGACUUCUUUACCGGACUCUUCAUUACUAGUUUGGCAUACAUACAUAGCUCUAUCCUUAUCUAACUGGAAGAAACGCAGAACAAAGAAAAGAGACAGGUAUAGUUUUCUGAAUAGUUUUUGAAAAAUGGUUACCCAAA
Messenger RNA from Trichoplusia ni (cabbage looper), 2610 nucleotides. Its product is annotated as fatty acyl-CoA reductase wat-like. Gene Ontology annotation, biological process: long-chain fatty-acyl-CoA metabolic process. The record is from RefSeq and is a predicted model, not a curated record. The coding region runs from base 481 to 1728 and encodes 415 amino acids. Gene Ontology annotation, cellular component: peroxisome. Gene Ontology annotation, molecular function: alcohol-forming very long-chain fatty acyl-CoA reductase (NADP+) activity. The transcript has 9 exons. NCBI's taxonomy places the organism in Eukaryota, Metazoa, Arthropoda, Insecta, Lepidoptera, Noctuidae.